AUGAAGUUGUUGGGAAUGGACGCCCUUAGCGUGACCGCCAGUAUGAUUGGCGUUGCUACUCUUGCAUUGCAAAGCUGCAAGGUAGCAUACAAUUUCGUCGAUGGACUGGCGGAGGCACUCCAGGCUAUUUCCAGGUCAAAAACGUUCCCCAGUGAGACACAGAAGACUGUAGACGCUCGCCGGCGAGCGCUAGUAACGAACUCGAACCCUCCGAGUUCGCUCAAUUCGAUUUUUGGCACGAUGGACCUCGCCGGAACGCUCAAAUCAGUGCAACACCUCUGCGAUGAAUUUGCAACCACCAUCACCAGCUUCACAAGUCAUUCGACAGGUGGCAAAUUCAGCAAGCGGGAUAGGGUUACGAUCAAUAUUCACGAAUCGAAGAUCAAAAGGCCUUAUACCGACUUGGGAUGUUGUCAGCGAACUCUAUCAAUGGUCUUGGUGUCCAUCAACCUGACUGUUGCUACACAAACCUCUGACGACAUUCAGCGUCUAGGUGACCGUUUUCAGACCCAGGAACAGGCACUGGCUGAUCUAGACACACAACUGUAUGACUGUCAAAAAACCCCUUCGUCAGAAGACCUCUCGGCCUCCGAUCGGAAUGAGAGUCUACAGUUAAUUGCCGGACUUCGAAAACUAUGCCAGGAUGUUCUCUCAGCCACUAGAGCCAAACGUACAGUGCAAAGAUUUGGUGAUAUGAGAACUGACGAUCAGUCUUUUGCCAUGCAGGGAAUUGUUGGCGAGGCACUUGAGGGCCUAGAGCAAAGGUUCGGGAAAAUGGCAACUCAAAGAAUAUCAGGGCAUUUUAAGGCCAACUAG
Messenger RNA from Penicillium verhagenii, 816 nucleotides. RefSeq lists its product as uncharacterized. The record is from RefSeq and is a predicted model, not a curated record. Bases 1 to 816 code for a protein of 271 amino acids. Lineage: Eukaryota; Fungi; Ascomycota; Eurotiomycetes; Eurotiales; Aspergillaceae. The transcript is spliced from 2 exons.